GACAAUGACAACCAGGGAGAAAUUAAGAGAAAUUAAGAGAAGGUGUGAAAUUCUUUAGUCAUCAAUGGAGGGUGUAUUUCAUACACUCCCAUUCCCAUCCACAUUCCCAUUCCCAUUCCCAUUUUGUCAUUCUGUAAAGUCAGUGAACUCUGGAGAAUCCACGGAUUGUUCUUUAUUUGGUUAAAAAUUCCGGUGCUUCGUAGUUCAGUAUGUGCGAAGAUCGAUGCAAGAUGCUCAAAUCUCUGGUUUCUAGGGUUAUUUUAUGUUUUUAUCCGUUGCUGCUAGUCGUUUCUGAUGUUGAAGUUUUAGGUUGGGGAAUUUAGAGCUUUUCGGUUGCUUAUCUGUUGAAGCCUUAGGUCUUAUUUGUAUCGCUUUUGAGGGAAGUCGGUGUUUCUGUUAAGUUGUUUUUGGCUGUAGUUCUUAAUUUAAUUCAUGGAGAAGGAUAAAUCCCUGGGCCAUGGAGGGGGGUUUCCCCCUCCCUCAUCUCGUUACUCUGCUUUUCCUUCUUCCGGGAGUAGCUUUAAUGGUAAAUCUGAAGCCUCCUCGUCGUCGUCGACGAUGCCACCACCAGCCCUCGAGACGGAUUCUAGCCAUUUCAGCAGUGACUUAAGCCGAAUGCCGGAUUUCCCCCCAAAGAAUGUUGGCCACAGGAGAGCCCAAUCGGAGAUACUCAGUCUCCCUGAUGACAUCAGUUUCGAUAGCGACCUUGGUGUUGUGGGUUCUGGAGAAGGUGGUCCUUCAUUGUCAGAUGAUGCCGAGGAAGAUUUCUUCUCCAUGUACAUUGACAUGGAGAAAUUUGGCUCAUCUUCUGCAACAUCUGGAUUUCAAGUAGGUGAGUCAUCUUUGGCACAAGCUUCUGCAGUGGCAACUGGAGCUCCUUCGUCUGAGAACAUGGUUAAUGAGAGACCAAGGAUUAGGCACCAGCACAGCCAGUCCAUGGAUGGGUCAACUUCAAUCAAGGCAGAGUUGCUAGUUCCGGAAGGUGCUUCUUCAGCAGAAACCAAGAAAGCUAUUUCCGCAGCUAAGCUUGCUGACCUUGCUCUCAUCGAUCCAAAGCGUGCAAAGAGAAUCUGGGCUAAUAGGCAGUCAGCAGCAAGGUCAAAAGAAAGGAAAAUGCGCUACAUAUCUGAGCUUGAACGCAAAGUGCAGACACUGCAAACCGAAGCAACUACACUGUCUGCUCAAUUGUCAAUGUUGCAGAGAGAUACCACAGGUCUGACUGCUGAAAACAGUGAGCUGAAACUGCGUUUGCAGACAAUGGAGCACCAGGUUCACUUGCAAGAUGUCCUGAAUGAAACACUCAGAGGGGAAGUCCAGCAUUUGAAACUGAUGACUGGACAAGCCAUUCCAAAUGGUGGUCCCAUGAUGAGUUAUGGACCAUCCAUUGGAGCUAACCAGCAGUUCUAUCCUAAUGGCCAUGCGAUGCGCACCCUCUUAGCUGCCCAUGAGUUUCAGCAGCUUCAGAUUCAUUCUCAGCAGCAGCCACAGCAGUCACUUUUGCACCAGCUUCAGCAGCAGCAACAGACACAGCAACAGCAGUCCCUUCAUCUUCAACAGCAGCAGCAGGAGCAGCAACAACAGCAGGUACAGCAACAGCAAGUUCCUCAACAGCAGGUUCAGCAACAGCAACUUUCGCAACAGCAAACAGCAGACCUGAGAAUGAAAGGUGCAUUGGCUUCUCCAAGCCAGAGGGAUAGCUCAUUGGAUAUUAGCUCAGCAUCUAAGGACUGAGGGACAAUUUGUCUAGUACUAAGGGACUGGCAUCUGUUCAAAUUCAUGGUUUAUUCUGUUAGAUUUUCGCUUAGUAUUAUUUGUCAGAUAGGAAGAACUUUAUUUUCAUAUGAUACUCAAAACCGUUAAAUAGAUUUUUCAUUUGACACCCGUAGAAUAGGAAGAACUUUAAAAUCAAUGGAUGUUAAAUUGAUUUUUCAUAGGAAGAACUUUAGAAAGGGAUUUGCUUAUCCUCACACCCAACGUAGAAUAGCUUAUUGUUCACUUAGAAAUGAAUGUGUAAUUAAGCUGGUGGUGAUAACCUGCAGUUGGCUCCUUAGCCCAUGAAAAAUCAUUUGAUUUUA
Molecule: messenger RNA, 2075 nt
Organism: Macadamia integrifolia
Lineage: Eukaryota; Viridiplantae; Streptophyta; Magnoliopsida; Proteales; Proteaceae
Product: probable transcription factor PosF21
Exons: 5
Coding region: 433-1731 (432 amino acids)
Biological process (GO): regulation of DNA-templated transcription
Cellular component (GO): nucleus
Molecular function (GO): DNA-binding transcription factor activity
Source: RefSeq, a predicted model, not a curated record